This is a messenger RNA of Nicotiana tabacum (common tobacco), 495 nucleotides long. Lineage: Eukaryota; Viridiplantae; Streptophyta; Magnoliopsida; Solanales; Solanaceae. The record is from RefSeq and is a predicted model, not a curated record.
AUGGCUCUGUAUUAUUCAUUAUAUGGAAGACGAUGUCGUUCUUUGGUUGGUUGGUUUGAGCCUAGGGAAGCUAGAUUAUUAAGCACAACUAUGGUUCGUGAUGCUCCAGAGAAUGUGAAGUUAAUUCAGGAGAGUCUUCAUAUGGUGGAGUCCAGGCAGAAGAGUUACGCUGAUAGGAAGGAUCGUGAUGUGGCAUUCAUGGUGAGUGAGAAGGUUAUACUUAGAUAUUUUUCUAUGAAGGGUGUGUUGAGGUUUGGGAAGAAGGACAAGUUGAUCCCUCGGUAUCUUGAUCCAUUCAAGGUGUUGUUGAGAGUUGGUGAGGUGGCCUACAGACAUGCUUUGCCACCCAUCUUGUUGGGAGUUCAUUCAGUGUUUCAUGUUUUCAUCAUUCGGAAGUAUUAUGAGGAUCAGUCACACGUGUUAGAUUUUAGUUCAGUGCAGUUGGAUGAGAAUCUUGCUCAUAAAGAAGAGUCGAUGGCCAUUUUUAAUAGGCAG